Molecule: messenger RNA, 816 nt
Organism: Botrytis sinoallii
Lineage: Eukaryota; Fungi; Ascomycota; Leotiomycetes; Helotiales; Sclerotiniaceae
Exons: 4
Coding region: 1-816 (271 amino acids)
Source: RefSeq, a predicted model, not a curated record
AUGUUUGAGGAUGUAGAAGAGGAGGGUAUCUCUAUCAAUCCCGAAAUUCUAUUGAAAAAUAUUUUUGAUUUGAAUAAGAUUAUAGGAAAGCCAGAUAGGGAGGAUUUUGAAGAUGAGGACGAGCUACAAGCAAACUGCGACUCUGAAUGUACUGUGUUAAGGUUCCUGGUAGUUUUGGGUAUCAACUAUUACCUUGUCAACUUCAUGGUGUAUGGUAUAGUCCUUCGUCAAAUUCAUGGAAUUGCAGGGUUUAUUUUCUUAUGUCACAUUAUGGGUAUUGGAAAAAUCACUAUAGCACUCGCGAUCCACUGGAUUCAAUACAUCUUCAAUAUGAUGUGGGCUGACAUACGUGCCAAUUCGAAGGCCCAUACUGUGCAUGGAGAAUGCCCAGCCAAUAUACAGAUGUAUAAAACAUAUGGCUUCGAUUGUCCUUGCUCUGCUGAUAGUACAAAUCACUGGUUGAAAGAGAGAUUAGGUGUUACUGUUGCUUUCGUUCCCUUUGGUUUUUUGAAUAGUAUACAGAAUGCUUCAAAGGCAUUCCUGAUCAGAUUUUGGUUUAAAGCACAUGGUACUUCUAAUGCUAGUGGAGGUGAUCAAUUGAAAGAUAGUACGCAGGAUCUAUUGGAAGGUGAAGAGGUUAUUCAGGAAGAAGUCUACCAAAACGAUGAAGAUGAAUCUUUGCAGGAAUCCGAAAAGCCGAAAAAGCCAUCGAUUUAUAUACCACGCCUUCAAAAUGGGCAUGUAUUUGUUAUUACCACACCAGAUUCAUUUACCAGCCAGUUCUUAAAUAAAUUUCAGUAUACAAAGAUAUGGUAA